UGGAAAAGCACAGGCAUUUGGUAUCCUGGAUAUCGAAGGAGAUCUUGCUCUUACAGAUUUCCUGAAUGCUGUUUCUCAUAGGAUCGCUCCUGAAUGGGCCUGAUCAAUGAGGCAGCAUAUUCUUAUAGAAUCAGCCCUUGGCAGGGCUAAUCUUAAGAUGGGAGAUCUUGCCCGUAUCUUUACACUACUUCUUCAAGAACAAGCAAUAACCUCAAACGUAGGGAAAGGUGCCCUAGUCAACGCAACGUUCAGCGGAUCGUCAGAUCAGCAGGAAACUUACAGAGGCCAAUCUAGAAGAAAUACAGAUAAGAAGAAGAAGAAGUGCCCAUGCAAGCCUAACGGAUUACACUUCUGGGACCCUAUAGCCUGCAAUCGGCUAUACACAGCAAUCACUGGAUCAACAUCAGAAAAGGCUCUAAGGACUGCACUAUCUAACUUUAAUAAGCAGAAGAUUAAGGAAAGAUACAACAGUCAUGCUUGGGCAAGCCUACGCAACAUGAUCAGUGACUCAGGAUGGAAGGUCUCAGGAUUGACGACACCCUCCGGAUUGUCCGGAACUUCCGGAUGAUCUGCAGAAGGACCAAAAUCGGCCAAAUUCCCCGGAGCAAUCUCCGCAGCCGUGAUCGACCCUACUCAACUCCAGAUACAGGAUGGCGGU
This is a messenger RNA of Didymella exigua CBS 183.55, 658 nucleotides long. RefSeq lists its product as uncharacterized. The coding region runs from base 107 to 568 and encodes 153 amino acids. The transcript has a single exon. NCBI's taxonomy places the organism in Eukaryota, Fungi, Ascomycota, Dothideomycetes, Pleosporales, Didymellaceae. The record is from RefSeq and is a predicted model, not a curated record.